Messenger RNA from Chelonoidis abingdonii (Abingdon island giant tortoise), 2398 nucleotides. It is a transcript of the gene CNDP2, whose product is annotated as carnosine dipeptidase 2. Gene Ontology annotation, cellular component: cytosol. Gene Ontology annotation, molecular function: metallodipeptidase activity. The record is from RefSeq and is a predicted model, not a curated record. NCBI's taxonomy places the organism in Eukaryota, Metazoa, Chordata, Testudines, Testudinidae. Gene Ontology annotation, biological process: proteolysis.
AUGAGGGGUGGAAAUACAGAAAUUCACCAUGAAGGGCUAAGAAUGGCAAGGUUUGGAGAGAAAGAGCUGAGGUACAAUCUCCAGACUUUAACUUCAGCAGCCUUCCUAGUCACCAGAAGAUAUGAAAGGAAAGAGGACUCUGCUGAAACCAGUACCUUAAACCUUCCAAGUCAUUAUCCUGGGAUUAUUAUAUUUAAGAGUUUUCAACAACUUCAUUCCGAUCAGAAAAUGUCUGUCCUUGAAAGGCUUUUUCAGUACAUUGAUGAACACCAGGAUCUCUAUGUUCAGCGGCUGGCCCAAUGGGUGGCAAUCCAGAGUGUGUCGGCAUGGCCAGAGAAGAGGGAUGAAAUCAAACGAAUGAUGGAAGUUGCUGCCAAGGACAUCGAGCGGCUGGGUGGCACAACUCAACUUAUGAAUAUUGGCACCCAAAAGCUCCCUGAUGGGUCAGAGAUCCCACUACCUCCAAUUAUUCUUGGCAAACUUGGCUCAGAUCCACAAAAGAAAACAGUGUGUGUUUAUGGGCAUCUGGAUGUCCAGCCUGCAGCCCUGGACGAUGGCUGGGACAGUGAACCCUUCACCUUGGUAGAAAAAGAUGGAAAACUGUACGGGCGAGGGUCAACAGAUGACAAAGGUCCGGUGCUUGCCUGGCUGAAUGCCCUAGAAGCUUAUCAACAAAUUAAACAGGAAAUCCCAGUAAAUAUCAAGUUCUGUCUGGAAGGCAUGGAGGAGUCUGGCUCUGAAGGCCUAGAUGAACUGAUUGUUGCUCAAAAAGAUACUUUCUUCAAAGAUGUGGACUAUGUUUGCAUCUCCGACAACUACUGGCUAGGCAAGAAGAAGCCGUGUAUUACAUAUGGCCUCAGGGGAAUCUGCUACUUUUUCAUAGAGGUGGAAUGCAGUGACAAAGACCUUCACUCUGGAGUUUAUGGUGGCUCAGUACAUGAGGCCAUGACUGAUCUCAUUGCUCUGAUGGGCUCCCUUCUGGAUAAGAGAGGGAAAAUCCUCAUUCCUGGCAUUAAUGAAGCAGUGGCGCCACUUACUGAUGAGGAGCUGGAGUUGUAUGAGAAGAUUGACUUUGACCUGAAGGAAUAUGCAAAAGAUGUGGGAGCAACGAAACUACUGCAUGACACAAAGAAAGAUAUCCUAAUGCACAGAUGGCGAUACCCAUCCUUAUCUCUCCACGGAAUUGAAGGAGCCUUCUCUGCCUCAGGAGCCAAGACUGUGAUUCCACGGAAAGUAACUGGCAAAUUCUCAAUCAGGCUAGUGCCUGACAUGACUCCAGAAGAUGUUGCCAAACAGGUUCAGGAUUACCUCACCAAGAAGUUUGCUGAGCUGCAAAGUCCCAAUAAGUUCAGAGUAUACAUGGGCCAUGGUGGAAAACCUUGGGUGUCAGACUUCAAUCAUCCCCACUACAUGGCUGGCAGAAGAGCAAUGAAGACAGUCUUUGAAGUUGACCCAGACUUGACAAGAGAGGGAGGAAGCAUUCCUGUCACUCUGACCUUCCAAGAGGCAACAGGCAAAAAUGUAAUGCUGCUUCCUGUUGGAGCUGCAGAUGAUGGUGCCCAUUCUCAAAAUGAGAAACUGAACAGGUAUAACUACAUCCAGGGAGUGAAGCUGCUUGGUGCAUACUUAUAUGAGGUAUCACAACUAAAGGACUGAACUAAGGUGGUGAACAUCCCAAACAUGAAAUCCAUUUUGUGGUUCAGAGUUCUGGAAAUCCUGCUGACAAGCAAGCUCAGACUACCAAAUACCUGCAGCUUUACUUCUCUCCACCUCCCAGUGAUUCUCCCCCUCCCAUUUUUCACCAGCCAACACUCAAACUCCUGCAAGGGAAAAGCAUCAGCCCCCCAAUCUAGAAAUCAUGGAACACCCUGUACCAAAAUACUGCUUCCAGUGCACACUCCAUUCCAACUCUCCAGCUACAGAAGGAGUGAAGACCCUUUCCAAGGACUGUCACCAAAAUCUGACAAGUGGUUCUGAAUCACGUCACACCUGCCCUUUCUGCUUCUUUGAAUCCAGCCUAUAGCUUGCCAUAGGCACUCUUCCCCUGGCUUGUUUUAAGACCGAAGUGAGAACACUCUUCCAGCUUCAUUAAACUAGCUAAUCUGCUAAAGAACUCUACAUCUUGACCACCUGCAGUAACUGAAGAAGGCUAAUCUAGACUUCAUGGUAAGUCCUGGAAGCACUCAAAGUGACCAACUACAAAGGGUAUACCAUUACAGCUUGCAGGAAUUCCGGGGCUAUCUCUGCCUCACUGACAAGGCUAGGGGUGGAAUUGUUAACUUGUUGCAUCAAGGUCUGCAGACAAUUCUGGAUAUAAAGCAUGCAAUGAAACUGGCAUUUUUCUAAAGCUGGCUUUGUAAUUACAUAAAUUCUGCUAAAUUAAAAAAAAAUGGCUCUA